GCGAAAGGGCCUUUCCAGCAAGCUGUGGUGGUGGGGUGGGGCUUUCUCUUUCUACCAGCAAGUCCCAGGUGGGCACAGCAGGGUCUCCCAUCCCGAGGAUGUCACAGCGGGUGACAUAUGCUGACCUGAGGUUUGCCAGGAGCCCUCCAGGGAAGAUCCAGCAAGAAGAGGCAAGUGAGGGCGAGCUCACCUAUGAGAACCUCCAGGGAGCCCAGCCUAGGGACGAGAAGACCCCCAGCAGCUCAGAGCCCCCCAAAGGGCAGAGCCGCCGGACCUGGCAUGUGGUGCUGGCGCUCGUGGGCACCUGCGCCUUCCUCCUGGCCACCACCGUCGGAUUCGGGGUCCGUUACUGGCAGGUCUCGCGGCAGCUCCAGCGGGCCUCCCAGGUCCACGUGGCGAACAGCAGCCUGCUGGAGCGGAGGAUCGACGCCAAGGAGGCGAGCCUGGGGCAGUGCCAGCGGUGGCUGCACGAGGCCGAGGAGGUGCUCAACUCCACCAGGGAGGCCCUGGGGGAAAGCUGGGCAGCCGAGAACCGCACCCGGGCCCAGCUGGAGCAGCGCGAAGGGAAGCUGAGGCAGGCAAACCUCAGCCUGGCCCGGCUGCAGCAGGAGAAGGGGGACCUGCAGCGCCGGUUGGAGUGGCAGCUGCUCCACGCAGCGUCCUGCCAGCGGAUCGGCUGCUGUCCCCAUGGAUGGAUGCUCUUCCGAUGGAAAUGCCUCCAUUUUUCAAGUGAUCGCAAGACUUGGGAAGAAAGCAAGAAUUAUUGUCACUGGAGAUCGUAUCAGCUACUUGUCUUAAAAGACCCCUGGAAUGCUGAAGAUCUAUGGGCUGCAGUAGGAAGAAUGGUCUGGUGCAAAGGGCUGUAG
Elgaria multicarinata webbii is the source of this 866-nucleotide messenger RNA. Its product is annotated as B-cell differentiation antigen CD72-like. Lineage: Eukaryota; Metazoa; Chordata; Lepidosauria; Squamata; Anguidae. The record is from RefSeq and is a predicted model, not a curated record. Bases 99 to 866 code for a protein of 255 amino acids. Gene Ontology annotation, cellular component: plasma membrane. The transcript has 5 exons. Gene Ontology annotation, molecular function: transmembrane signaling receptor activity.